AUGUCGCAUACACCAUCAUCCUCGUCCACGAACCAGUCCUCGACUCCAACAAUUUACCACAGUGACAUAAUAAAGGACCGUAAAAGCCUCUUCACUGGUCACGCGACACGUGUAAUUUCGAAACAAGAAGCUCUCUCUUUUCAUGAGAAAAUAAAAUCAUCCGAUAAGGGUGCUACGCACAACAUACUCGCAUACCGAAUUGUCAACGCAGAUGGAGCUGUUUUGGAAGAUUGUGACGAUGACGGGGAGCAAUUCGCUGGGAACAAACUGUUAACUUUUAUAAGAAACCUAGACGUGAAAAAUGCAGCAGUUGUGGUAUCGAGGUGGUUUGGCGGAAUACUAUUAGGUCCUGUACGGUUUGACCAUAUUACCAUAUCUGCCAGGAAUGCGUUAGAGAAGGGUCGUUUGAUUGAUGAUAGAAACAUCGCAGGAAAUGGAAGAGAAUUGGGAAAGAAAGUGGCUAGUUCGAAUGCAAUUGUUGUUAAUGGAUGUCAGAGAGGUAACCCUUUGCUUCAAUACAUCCGUAACGUACCAUGGGAAUACGGCGAGAUAGUCCCUGACUACGUUCUUGGUGCAACGACAUGCGCUCUUUUUCUCAGUCUUCGCUAUCAUCGCCUCCAUCCUGAAUACGUUUAUACUCGCAUCCAAAAGCUCGCCCAUCAGUUUCAACUUCGCAUAUUACUUAUUCUUGUCGAUAUCGAUAACCAUCAAGAAGCUGUUCGCGAACUUACAAAGACGUGUAUCACAAACAACUUUGUUAUGAUGCUAGCUUGGAGUCAAGAAGAAGCUGGAAGAUAUCUAGAGACGUAUAAAGCAUUUGAGCAUAAACCGCCAGAUCUGAUUAUGGAGAGAGUGGAGAAUGAUUAUUUUGCAAAGUUGACACAUUGCUUGACUCAGGUGAGAUCUGUGAACAAGACUGACGUUGUUACUUUGGCAUCUACGUUCGGUUCGUUGAAGCGAAUUAUGGCUGCAUCUGAAGAGGAAAUUGCACAGUGCCCUGGAUUUGGCGAGUUCAAGGUGAAAAGAUUGACAGAAGUCUUUAAUCAGCCUUUUCUUUCACACAAAAUGUUACCAUUUGCGUCAAAGCAAAUAAUUGACUUAAUCCAAUGCAAGCGUAGUUUAUUACUUGAGAUGCCAACUUAUCUUAUUCAAUUUGCUCAAUCUCAUGACGAAUUUCGUAUCCCGGAACUCGAGUCUUUGGCCAAAGUAGAGAACGUCACACUUUCAUAUGACGUGAAUACAUAUAAAAAGAAUUGUCCCUUUCUUAUUGUCAAAAUCGAAACUGAAGAACAAGCAGCGCGUCUUGUCAAACGAGCUAUAUUGACCAAAAAUAUCUUUGAGCUUUGGGGAUCCGGUUCUACCUAUGAAGAAGUUCAUUCUCAAGUAAAAGCUCACCCCGAGCAAUGGCCCACAUACGAAUGGAAAUCCUUUAAAUUUGUUGUCUCGGCAUUUGGAUCAACGUGUGCGGCCAACUAUCAAUUGGAUAUUAUCAACUCUUUUGCCUAUUUAGGAUUCAAAGGUCCAAUAGAUCUAAAGAAUCCUGAGAUCCAAUUUGGUGUUUUAGAAGACUAUGGUCUGGAUCCUCAUGCUGCUUCACCACCUUCAACACCAUGUUAUAUAUAUUUUGGAAGAUUGAUUGGAUCAGGAAACCGUGACCUCAUCCAAAAAUUCAACGUGAAAAAGAGAAAAUAUAUUGGAAAUACUACCAUGGAUGCCGAGUUAUCUUUGAUCAUGGCAAACCAGGCGUUGGCAGCUCCUAAUAAAUUCAUAUAUGAUCCAUUUGUGGGUACUGGUAGCUUUUUGGUCACGUGCGCACAUUUUGGUGCACUGACUCUCGGAUCUGAUAUUGAUGGACGACAAAUACGCGGUCAAAAAAACAGAUCUAUUCACUCUAAUAUCGAGCAAUAUCGGGUGGGAGGCAGAGUCCUUGAUACAUUGGUGUUUGACAUUUGUCAUCAUCCGUUCAGAGAGGAAGCGUGGUUUGACGCCAUCGUAACCGAUCCUCCAUAUGGUGUAAGAGCUGGCGCAAAAACGCUAGGUAGGAAGGAUCCGACAAAGAAGCCGACCAAACUGCUCGAAGGAGUUUCUCCGAUGGGAGACGACGAUUAUAUCCCACCAAAGAAACCAUAUGAAAUGUCGCAAGUUCUUACUGAUCUCAUAGAGUUUGCUGCAAAAUUCUUAGUUAUCGGUGGUCGGCUAGUAUAUUGGCUGCCAACCAUAGUAGACGAAUAUUCAGACUCGGACGUCCCAUCUCACCCGUGUCUGAGACUGAUCUCGAACAGUGAGCAAAACUUUGGAUCAUGGAGUCGUAGAUUGAUAACUAUGGAAAAGUUCAAGGAUAAUAUAUCGGGGGAGCAUGCUUUUGUUAAUGCUCAAUCCUUGGAUAAUUUAACUGCUGUCAUGAAUGAUCAAAAGAAAGGCAAAUCAGUUGGUGAUAAUGACACCAAAAAACCUGGCCAUUAUCUAUUUCGCGAGCAGUAUUUCACUGCAAAAUCCGAAAAGAGGAAGAAGGAAUCAUCACGGGCAAGACACAAGGAAGUUCAUCAUACGGAGAAGCCAACGGCAGAUGUUGAACCAAUCACAUCUGGUAAAAAUACAACGUAA
Paraglomus occultum is the source of this 2604-nucleotide messenger RNA. NCBI's taxonomy places the organism in Eukaryota, Fungi, Glomeromycota, Glomeromycetes, Paraglomerales, Paraglomeraceae. The record is from the annotation of a GenBank genome assembly.